AUGGCAACUCUGGCCGAGCAAGCGUCUAAAUUAUUAGACUUUAAUCAGAAACUGGAUAUAACGCUGCUUGACAACAUAGUAGGAUGUAUGUAUACUGGAAUAGGCGAGCAACAGAGAGUCGCCCAAGAAGUGUUAACAACACUCAAGGAGCAUCCAAAUGCCUGGACACGGGUAGACACCAUUCUAGAAUAUUCACAGAAUCAACAAACAAAAUACUACGGCUUGCAAAUAUUGGAGCAAGUUAUAAAGACGCGAUGGAAAGUAUUACCAAGAAAUCAGUGCGAAGGUAUAAAGAAAUACAUUGUAGGCCUUAUCAUAAAGACGAGUAGCGAUCCAGAGACGAUGGAAGCUUCCAAAGUUUAUCUUAACAAACUUAAUAUGAUCCUUGUACAAGUACUAAAACGUGAGUGGCCAAAAAAUUGGGAGUCCUUUAUCAGUGACAUUGUUGGCGCGAGUAAAACUAACGAGAGUCUUUGUCAAAACAAUAUGGCUAUCUUGAAACUCUUGUCGGAGGAAGUGUUUGACUUCUCCAGUGGUCAACUCACUCAGACAAAGGCGAAACACUUAAAGGACACAAUGUGCAGCGAAUUUUCACAGAUAUUUCAGCUUUGCCAAUUUGUGAUGGACAAUUCACAGAAUGUUCCAUUGGUAGCAGUCACGUUGGAGACGCUACUAAGGUUUUUAAACUGGAUUCCUCUUGGUUAUAUUUUUGAAACCAAAUUGAUAACUACUUUAAUAUUCAAGUUUUUGAACGUACCAAUAUUUCGGAACGUUACUCUAAAGUGUCUGACUGAGAUCGCGGCAGUGACCGCCACUGUGCCGAAUUACGAUGAUAUGUUCGUUAUAUUAUUUAUCAAUACAAUGCAGCAAUUGGAGCUAAUGCUUCCAUUGGAAACUAACAUACGUGAGGCAUACGCGGCUGGUCAAGACCAAGAGCAAAAUUUUAUUCAGAAUCUAGCUAUGUUUCUUUGCACUUACUUGAAAGAUCAUGGCGAGUUAAUAGAAAAGAAACAAUUGAACGAAACAUUAGUGAAGGCAUUACAUUACCUCGUUCUUAUCUCAGAGGUUGACGAAGUUGAAAUCUUCAAAAUCUGUUUAGAAUAUUGGAACGGAUUGGCGGCCGAGCUAUACAAAGAGAGUCCUUUUGUAACCUCGUCAUCACUUUUUAUGUCUAAGAACAUGACAGUUCCGCCUCGAAGAUUAUUUUAUGGUCAAGUUUUGACAAAAGUACGUUAUAUUAUGAUCAGCAGAAUGGCGAAGCCCGAAGAGGUGCUUGUUGUGGAAAAUGAAAAUGGCGAGGUUGUUAGGGAGUUUAUGAAAGAUACCGAUUCUAUUAAUCUCUAUAAAAACAUGAGAGAAACUCUUGUGUAUCUCACUCAUCUUGAUUAUUUGGAUACGGAAAGAGUAAUGACGGAAAAGCUGCAAAAUCAAGUUAACGGUUCAGAAUGGUCUUGGAAGAAUCUCAAUACGUUGUGUUGGGCAAUAGGCAGUAUUUCCGGUGCUAUGCAUGAGGAGGAUGAAAAACGUUUUUUAGUGACCGUAAUUAAGGAUUUACUUGGUCUGUGUGAACAAAAAAAAGGAAAAGAUAAUAAAGCUAUAAUCGCCAGCAAUAUCAUGUACGUUGUUGGUCAAUAUCCACGGUUUCUCCGAGCCCAUUGGAAAUUUUUAAAGACUGUUGUAAAUAAACUUUUUGAGUUUAUGCAUGAAACGCACGAUGGAGUGCAAGAUAUGGCCUGCGAUACUUUUAUUAAAAUAGCACUGAAAUGCAGACGACAUUUUGUUACUGUACAAAUAGGGGAAGCGAUGCCAUUCAUUGAAGAAAUUCUUUCUACAAUUAGCACAAUCAUAUGCGAUCUUCAAACACAACAAGUACAUACAUUCUAUGAAGCAGUUGGCUAUAUGAUAAGUGCUCAAGCUGAUGCCGUAGUGCAGGAACAGUUAAUCGAAAAAUACAUGCUUCUUCCUAAUCAAGUUUGGGAUGACAUUAUAAGUCAAGCGUCUAAGAAUGUAGAUGUUUUGAAGGACCAAGAAGCUGUGAAACAACUCGCCAGCAUCUUAAAAACAAAUGUUAGAGCUUGUAAAGCUCUUGGGCAUCCGUACGUGAUACAGUUAGGGAAAAUAUACUUAGAUAUGUUGAAUGUUUAUAAGGUUAUGAGUGAAAAUAUAAGUGCUGCGAUAGCUGUAAAUGGUGAAAUAGUAAUGAAACAACCUUUAAUUAAGAGUAUGAGAGUAGUGAAAAAGGAAACGUUAAAAUUGAUAUCGGAUUGGGUGAGCAGGACAAAUGAUCAUCAAAUGGUAUUGGAAAACUUUAUACCGCCGUUAUUGGACGCUGUUUUAUUGGAUUAUCAAAAGACGAAUGUUCAUUGCGCUAGAGAACCCGAAGUGCUUAGUGCUAUGGCCACUAUAGUAAAUAAAUUGGAAGCCCAUAUCACUAGCGAGGUGCCCAAAAUAUUUGAUGCAGUAUUUGAAUGUACUUUAGAAAUGAUAAACAAAGACUUUGAAGAAUUUCCCGAACACAGAACAAACUUUUUCCUUCUCUUACAAGCGGUAAAUAUUCAUUGUUUCCCUGCAUUUCUUUCAAUUCCACCGGAACAAUUUAAACUGGUACUUGACUCGAUUAUUUGGGCUUUUAAACACACGAUGAGAAACGUAGCCGAUACAGGAUUACAAAUUCUUUAUCAACUUUUAUUAAAUAUUGAACAGCAUGAGCAGGCGGGUCAAAGUUUUUAUCAAACAUAUUUUACGGAUAUUCUGCAACAUGUAUUCAGUGUUGUCACAGAUACAUCACAUACCGCAGGCCUGACUAUGCACGCAACUAUUCUUGCUUAUAUGUUUACACUGAUUGAACGUGGGAAAAUUCAGGUGCCACUCGGCCCUGUGCCUGAUAAUACUUUAUAUAUACAAGAAUUCGUUGCAAGAUUGCUUAAGGCAGCUUUUCCGCAUUUAACCGAUAAUCAGAUUAAAAUAACUGUACAAGGUUUGUUCCACCUCAAUCAAGAUAUCACCGCAUUCAAGGAACACCUUAGAGAUUUUCUUGUGCAAAUCAAAGAGUAUACGGGUGAAGACGAUUCCGAGCUUUACCUGGAGGAGCGAGAAACGGCUUUACGGCUAGCCCAAGAAGAGAAGAGGCGGCAGCAAAUGGCGGUACCAGGCAUUAUUAAUCCUCACGAUAUACCGGAAGAGAUGCAGGACUGAAUUUAAUCGUAUAGUCCUCAUCUAUCGUUUUCUGCACAUCCGAAUGUGAAACACUCUGUUAAAGUAAUUAUUGUAUCCUUUGAGCUGUAAUUAUCCCUGCGACAUCAUCAUAAAAAAAAUAGUCGAAUAUCGGACUUAUUGAAACUGUGAGUCUGCAAAAAAGAAAAACUACACCCUUGUUAAGGAGGUAAGCCCGAAACGUGGUGACUGUUUGUUUGUUAUAGGAUUCUAAAAAAAAAAAAUUCGAGUUUCUGUUAUGAAUAAUGAGACAAUUGCCUGCUAGCGAUGCUAUUUCAUGUAAUGAAAUAAUAAAAAAUUGCUUUUUUCGAAGAAAGUCGAUUGUCUAUAAGAGACGAUAUCUUUAGGAUAACAAUUUUCACAGAUUAAUUCCCAGUUAAUUAGAAUUAUAAAAAAACGGUGGAUAUAGCAAAAGUUACAUUACUAGUUUUCAGAAUAUCCUCGAAUGAAUCGAUAUAUAUGAAUAUAUAUUUCGAUAUAUUUUCUCUGUACAAAAUUUUCCAUGAAACUUAUGCCACUACAGUUUCGUUUUAGCAUUUCCGUGCGAAAAUUAAAGGAGAAAAAAAAAUGCUAUAGUCCACAGAAUCGUUUUGUGCGCUCCAUCGGUCAUUUAAAAUUUCUUGUCGAAUGAAUACAAAUAUGUAUGUAUGUAUGUAAGCUUAUUUGUGAUAGCUUAUACUAAUGUAUUGAUACACGAAUUUGUUAUAAUAUAAAUAAUACAAAGAAAAGUUUUUUUCUUGUUCCAUAUUUUUCAUUCAGUGAAACGAUACAUUCAUUCAUACCGAAAGAACACUUAUUAUUAUUAUUAUUAUUAUUAUUAUUAUUAUUAUUAUUAUUACCACCACCACCACCACCACCACCACUACUACUACUACUACUACUACUACUACUACUACUACUACUUCUACUACUAUUACUACUACUAUUACUAUUACUAUUCUUCAGUAAUAAUGCUGACAAAGCGAUUUCUUUUUCUGAAAGGUAAAAUAAAUGGAACAUUUACAGUGAGUGAGUGAGUGAGAGAGAGAGAGAGAGAGAGAGAAAUGCGCGCGCGGGUGAUAAAACUUACAUCUAUUAGGAUGUGAAUGCGCAGAUUUAGUAUAUCUAACAGAGAUCCGAAUAAUUCAAAGCCAUGUAAAGAAAAAAAUUAUAUAAAUAUAUAUAAAACAGCGACCUAUUUAACUUGUUAGAUGAUUAAUGCAUUUAUUUGAUAUAUAUAAUAGGAUUUCAAUGAAUACUUGGUAAAUUUAUAGUGUAUUUUGUCGGGCGUGAGUGAAUAGGAAAAAUCCUUUCUAAUAGUUCAUGCGUGAGAUGAGAAUUGUGUAUAAGGUACUAUAUUGGGUUUGACCGAUAUAAAGGAUAAUUCUUACUGCAAUGGAUCAUAUAAAUGAUAAUCGUAUGUAUGUUUAAAUCAGUGUAGAGCUUUAAAGUGUAAUAUGUCGAUAUUAUACUUAUAUGCAGCGUAGGAGGGGAGAAGAGGUGAUCGAGAUAUUUUGUGAAUAAUUUGCAUAAAAUAGUAUCGUCGCAAGCAGGUUCUGACAGAUGUGUACGUGAAAAGCGCGUGUUUUUAUCUGACGAUCAAUGAACGAAGUUGUAAAAUAAUAUCAUUAUUACUAUUAUUAUGAGCCAUACAAUGGAUACUUGUAAAUUAAAACAAAAAGAAAAUGAUCGCAACACGGUAUGUUUAGCACUUAUUUAGGUACUCCAUCCUCUAUCUUGAUAUUUGUGUUGUGGAAUAUUUUAGCGAGUUUACAAAGGAAAGAAUUACUCGAGGAAUCUUCCUAUCCGAAGAUUUAGUGUAUUACAUCGAGAGGAGAAUCGAGUUUUUUAAAUAUACAUUCUGUUUUUACGAAUCAUACUGUCGUAUCGUUACUCAUAUGCGGCAUUCUUUGAGAUUGAACAACAAAUUUAAAUAAACGAAUUUGAUUCAUUGUA
Solenopsis invicta (red fire ant) is the source of this 5148-nucleotide messenger RNA. It is a transcript of the gene emb, whose product is annotated as exportin-1. Gene Ontology annotation, molecular function: nuclear export signal receptor activity; small GTPase binding. NCBI's taxonomy places the organism in Eukaryota, Metazoa, Arthropoda, Insecta, Hymenoptera, Formicidae. Bases 1 to 3195 code for a protein of 1064 amino acids. Gene Ontology annotation, biological process: ribosomal large subunit export from nucleus; protein export from nucleus; ribosomal small subunit export from nucleus. The transcript has 13 exons. The record is from RefSeq and is a predicted model, not a curated record. Gene Ontology annotation, cellular component: nucleus; cytoplasm.